Bombina bombina (fire-bellied toad) is the source of this 10614-nucleotide messenger RNA. RefSeq names its product collagen type VI alpha 3 chain (gene COL6A3). NCBI's taxonomy places the organism in Eukaryota, Metazoa, Chordata, Amphibia, Anura, Bombinatoridae. Gene Ontology annotation, molecular function: serine-type endopeptidase inhibitor activity; protein binding. Bases 237 to 9689 code for a protein of 3150 amino acids. The transcript has 46 exons. The record is from RefSeq and is a predicted model, not a curated record.
UGAGACUGGAAUUGCCUCUCUCAGUUCUGAGCUGCUAACUUCCAUCCCAGCAGCAGAGCCUUUUCACCACCCAAAAUCCACAGCCCCAAGGGAGGAAGGAAAGACCCUCUGCCCCGCAGAGCAUCUCAGAAGUACUGGAAGAGGAACAUGACUGGCACCUAUCUGUGAAGUGACAAGUUACAUCCCUUCAGCUCAGGGUUUGGAUAUCUGGUGCUGUUUUAUCCAUACGAGGCAAGAUGAAGAGGCGUGGCUUCUUGUUGCUGGUGGCUGCAUUCUGCCAACUGCUCUCAGGGAUGCCCAGUGCAGAUGCUCAAGAAGACUCUGCUGACCUGGUUUUCCUAAUUGAUGGUUCAAACAAUGUUGGACGCAGUAAUUUUCCUGCUAUCCGUGAGUUUCUGGUGAAUUUUGUGCGACGUUUGGAGGUGGGAAGUAACCGAAUGCUCAUAGGAGUGGUACAGUAUAGUGACGAUGUCAAAACAGAAUUCACCUUGGAUGAGUUUUCCUCCAAAGACCAGGUGAUACAGGCUUUGAGAAAUCUACGCUUCAUUGGGGGAGAGCAAGCAAACCUGGGGGUCGCCAUUGACUAUGUGGUAGAAAACCUUUUUACCAUAGCUUCGGGCAGUCGAAAGGAAGAGGGAGUUCCACAGUCCCUUGUGAUAAUUACAGCCGGAUCUUCAAGUGAUGACACCAGAGAAGCCUCCAAUGCUUUGAAACUUAACAGUGUCAUCACCUUUGGCAUUGGGGUUGAAAGGGCAGACAUUUCUGAGUUGCAACAAAUUGCAAGUGAUGAUUCCUUUGUGUUUAAUGCCCCACAAUUCCAGGCUCUAGGUGGAGUGGAGAGGGAAGUUCUACCCUACAUUGCUGGGGUAGCCCAAAGGACCAUUGUCCUGCAGCCCCCAACCACAGUAACAGAAGUUAUUGAAGUCAACAUGAGAGACAUUGUUUUCCUGAUUGAUGGUUCUUCUGACAUGGGUGCAAGCAACUUCAUUCCAAUCCGUGAUUUCAUCAUAAGACUACUUGGCAAACUGGAGGUUGGGCCUGAUCUCAUCCGGGUGGCAGUGGUUCAAUAUGCAGACACUGCCAAGGUUGAAUUUAACCUGAACACCUACCCUUCCAAGAAGGAAAUGACUAACCAACUAAAGAAGAUGAAGAUCAUGACUGGUGCUUCUCUAAAUACUGGUGCUGCCUUGAACUUUGUCCGUAAUAAUGUCUUUACUGCCUCUGCUGGUAGUCGUGCACGGGAAGGUGUGCCACAACUGCUUGUCUUAAUCACUGGUGGCCGGUCAAGGGAUGACGUUACCCAGCCUGCAUUGGAGCUUAAACGGAUGGGAAUACUGGGCUUCACAAUAGGAGCCAAGAAUGCUGACCUUGCAGAACUCCAGGAAAUCUCCUUUCUACCAGAAACCAUUUUCCAGCCACAAGAUUUCACUUCAGGUAGUCUGCUGCGUUUAAUCAAUGCAAUGAUACCAUCUUUAAAAACCAUGACUGGAAGGACUGUCAUUGAAGAAACAACUCAAGUUAACCAAAGAGAUAUCGUCUUCCUAUUGGAUGGGUCUGUCAACGUUGGAAAUGCCAACUUUCCAUUUGUGAGGGACUUUAUUAUCGAUCUUAUAAACAACCUUGAUAUCAGCAGUGAAGGCACACGAAUUGGACUGGUUCAGUUUAGUGACACUCCCCGGACAGAAUUGCCUCUAAACAUGUUUCUCUCCAAAUCUGAACUACAGAAUCGUUUGGGUCAGAUGAGGGUCAAAGGGGGGUCUGUCCUGAACACUGGCUCAGCUCUUCAAUUUGUUAUCAAAAACCAUUUCACAAGCAGUGCUGGCAGCAGAAUAGAGGAAGGGAUUCCUCAACUGUUAGUCGUGCUAUUGGCUGGGAAGUCCUCAGACAACAUUGAUGUAGCUACUAGAGAGCUCAUAAAUUCUGGUGUUUUGACCUUUUGCGUUGGAGUGAAAAAUGCUGAUAAGGAAGAAUUGGAGACAAUUGCCUUUAAUCCAGCCAUGGUUUAUGAGAUGGAUGAUUUCAGUGCCCUGUCUGGUUUAAGCCAACAAAUUAUAGAUCCUCUAAACACCUAUGUUAGAGGGGAACGUACAGAGGUCACAGUCACAGUUGAUGAAAGUGCCAAGAAAGACAUUGUUUUCUUGGUAGAUGGCUCAGAUGAUAACAGAGCUGGCUUUGCGUCUCUCAGGACCUUCAUUCAGCGGGUGGUGGAGAGUCUUGAUGUUGGUCAGGACAGGGUACGUAUAGCAGUCAUUCAGUAUAGUGAUUCUAUUAGACCAGCAUUUCUACUUAACACCCACUCAGACCGUCAAGCAGUGCUGAAUGCCAUUAACCGUCUAAAUCCUAUUGGAGGUUCACCAUUGAACACAGGAGCUGCAUUAUAUUAUGUCACUAGGAACGUCUUCUCUGGCACAGCUGGCAGCCGUGCAGCUGAGGGGGUACCACAGUUUUUGAUCCUGCUAACAGGGGGCAAGUCCAGUGAUGAUGUCAGAAGGCCAGCAACUGAGCUCAAGUCAAAUGGUGUUGUUCCCUUUGCUAUUGGAGUCAACAGAGCUGAUCAAACUGAGUUGCAGCAGAUCGCUUUCAUUCCUGAUUUUGUUUUAUAUGUCCCUCAAGUCACUCAGUUAGAAAACGCUUACCAAAGUUUCUCCCAACGAGUUGGACAGUUGACAAGGCAACAGAUAACUACUUUGUUGGAAACAGUCCCUACAGUUACAGAAAGCAAGAAGGACAUCUUAUUUCUAAUUGAUGCAUCUUCCAAUGUUGCGGGAAGAUUUCCAUUAGUUCGUGACUUUGUAGCUGCCAUCAUAGAAAACCUCAAUGUUGGUGAGGAUGCCACAAGAGUCUCUGUAGGGCAGGUUGGCGAAAACGUGAAAGUUGAGUUUAAGUUUGACUCAUUCCCCACAAAGCAGGAGGUCAUCAGUGCAGUAAAGAAGAUGAGGUUUAAACCAGAGAAGAACUUUAAGAUCGGCAAUGCUCUAGAAUAUGCACGUAGAAAUCUCUUUACACCAGAUUCUGGCAGUAGGAUUACAGAGGGAGUUCCACAAUACCUAGUGUUAUUAUCUGCAGGCAAAUCUACAGACAGCGUGGACCAACCAGCUGCUAAUCUGAAGAAAGCUGGUAUUGUGACAUUUGCUAUAAAAUCCCGGAAUGCUGACUCUGAAGAGCUUGAAAAGAUUGUUCUAGCACCACAAUUUGUUGUUUCUGUAGACAGCCUUCAGGAACUUGCUGGAAUCCAGGCCCAGUUCGUCAAUCUCCUGAAGACCAUUUCAGUUGUGACAACCCCGGAAACAUAUGAUGCAACUGCAAGGAAAGACAUUGUGUUCUUGCUUGAUGGGUCUGAAGAUGCACGAUCUAACUUUCCAGCUCUGCGCUCUUUCAUUCAAAGAAUAGUAGAAAAUCUUGAUGUGGGUCAGGAUAAAAUCCGUGUAGCAGUUGUACAAUAUAGUGAUUCCUGCAGACCCACCUUCCUACUUAAUGCUUAUUCAGAUCGCCAAUCAGCGAUAGGCUCCAUACAGCGUAUGACACCCAUUGGAGGAUCCCCAUUAAACACAGGAGCUGCCUUAGACUAUGUCACCAGAAGUGUUUUCACCAGUGAAGCUGGAAGCCGUGGUUUAGAGGGGGUGCCACAAUUCUUGAUCCUGUUGACCACUGGGAAGUCCCGAGAUGAUGUCAGAAGGCCAGCUACAGCUCUCAAGAAAAACAAAGUUAUUCCUUUUGCUAUUGGAGCCAACAAAGCUGACAUGACAGAGUUACAAACAAUCUCUUUCAUUCCUGAUUUUGCCUUUUCAGUUCCUGAUGUCAGCCAGCUAAGCAACAUCUACCAAACUAUCACAACUCGAGUGGCUCAGCUCAAGCAAGGAGAUGUGGAGAUUCUAAUCCAGACAAUCCCAUCAGUGGAAUAUACAGGUGACAAAAGGGAUGUGGUUUUUCUUGUUGAUGGUUCAAGAGGUACUGGUCCAGAGUUCAACAAUAUCCGAGAAUUCAUUGGAAGAAUAGUGGACAGACUAGAUGUCAGUUCAGACAAUACACGAGUGGGUGUUGUACAAUACAGUGAAGACCCAAAGGUUGAGUUCUUGUUAAAUGCCCACUCUACCAAGGAAGAAGUACAAAGUGCAGUCAGAAGGAUGAGGCCCAAAGGAGGAGCAUCAGCAAACACUGGGAACGCCUUGGAGUAUGUGUCAAAGAAUAUCUUUACCAGGCCCUCUGGAAGCAGAAUAGAGGAGCAGGUGCCACAAUUUCUUAUCAUAGCUUCUUCUGGCCCAUCUGCUGAUGAUGUUGCAGAAGGUUCAAAGCAGGUAAAGGAAUCUGCUGUAUUCCCAUUCUUGAUUGGGAAGAAUGUGGAUACAGAGGAAGCCAAGAAGAUUACUUUAGCUCAAGAAUAUAUCUAUCCUGUGUCCAGUUUCCGUGACUUAUCCUCUGUGGAGCAAAAUCUUCUCACACCGAUCACCAGCCUUAGUAUGAGCGAGAUAACCAGAAUCAUUGAACAAAGUGGAAUAAAAGAAGAUUUUGAUUCAGAGAGGAAAGAUGUGGUCUUUCUGAUAGAUGGAUCAACAGCAACAGGCGCAGAUGGUCUUGCCAACAUCAGAGACUUCAUUUUGGCAUUGGUCCAAAACUUCAAUAUUGGACCUAACAAGGUCAGGGUGGGCUUGGUACAAUUUAGUGAUGAUGCUAUCUCGGAAUUCUAUCUCAAGACCAACCUCAACAAACCAGCCCUAAUUCAGAACAUCCGUAGACUGAGACUUCGUGGAGGGUCAUCCUUGAACAUUGGAAAAGCCCUAGAAUAUGUGGCAAAAAAUCAAUUUGUGAAGUCGGCUGGAAGCAGGAUUGAAGAAGGAGUACCCCAACACCUAGUGCUCCUCGUUGGUGGGAAGUCUCAGGAUGAUGUUAGGAGAUCAGCCAGGCUUCUAGGAGAUGCAAAAGUCAAGUCUAUGGCAGUUGCAUCAGGCAAUGCAGUCAAAUCAGAAAUAGAAAGCAUUGUGUCUGAUCCACGAUUCCUUUUCACCAUACGAGAAUUUAGGGAGCUUCCAAGAAUACAAAAUGUUUUAUUUGAAUCUUUUAAAGGCCCUGUAGAACCAACUGCUGCACCACCUGACGUCACAGUAGUUUCUGGAAGAAAGGAAGCUGACAUUGUCUUCUUAGUGGAUGGAUCCAUAAACCUGGGAAGGGACAGCUUUAAGGAGGUCCUGCAGUUUGUAUCUGGUAUUGCAGAUGCAGUUGUUGAUGAAGAAGAUUCUAUACAGAUUGCACUGGCCCAGUACAACUCUGAUGUGACUGAUGAGUUUUUCCUCAAAGAUUACAAAGAUAGGGAAGUGAUAACAGAGGCAGUCACCAAAGUAGAGUAUAAGGGAGGCCGUGUAGCCAGCACUGGUGCUGCUAUUAAACAUUUGCAAGAAAAACACUUUGUAAAAUCAGCUGGUAGCAGAAUUGACUCAGGUGUACCUCAGAUUGCCUUUGUUAUCACUGGAGGAAAAUCUGUUGAUGAUGGCAAGACAGCAGCACUUUCACUAGCUAGUAAAGGUGUUAAGGUGUUUGCCAUUGGCGUGGGAAGUAUGGCCAUUGAAGAGGUUAACAAGCUAGCUAGUGAUUCAGCCGCAGCUUUCCGAGUACCAAAUGUCCAGGAACUUUCUGAGUUGAAUGAGCAGAUUCUGAUAACUUUGGAUACAGCAUUUACUACCAAACAGGCAACCUUGUGUCCAGGUGUGACAGCUGUUACAAAGGAUUGCAAAUUGGAGGUAAUUUUAGGAUUUGAUGUGUCUGGGCAAAAUAUCUUCACUGCCCAGAGAGAAUUAGAGUCCCUGUUAAGACGUCUUUUGGAACAUCUCUCUAAUAUGAAAUCUAUCAGUUGCUCUGGGUCACAGCAGCCUUCUGUUAAAGUUGCCAUCUUGGCUCAAGGAAGCACUGGGCCAGUAGAAGUUUUUGACUUUUCAGAAUAUCGUCCAGAGCUGUUAGAGAAGCUGACCAGUGUGGCUACAAAAGGGCCAUUUGUAUUAACAGCCAGGACUCUUCAGACAUAUCUCAAUAAAUUCCGGACCUCUGCCGAAGAUGAUAGUCUCAAGGUUAUUAUUCAUAUGACAGAUGGUCCAGAUGAAGGGAUGGCUGAGUUACAGGCAGCAUCAGCUGUUCUGCAGAAUGCAGGGGUGAGAGCUCUUCUCUUUGUUGGUCUGGAGAAUGUGCCUAGGUUUGAUCAAGUGAUGCAGUUGGAAUUUGGCAGAGGAUUCACGUAUACCAUUCCCCUGACUGCAAAUCAAGCUGAUGUGGGUUUUAAUAUAAUAGAUGAGUUGGAUAAAAUUGCAGAGAAAGGAUGCUGUGGAGUGUCUUGCAAGUGCAAUGGGCAGAGGGGAGAUGUGGGACCACCAGGCCCCAGUGGACAAAAGGGUACUCCUGGUCUCAAGGGACACCAGGGUUUCCCAGGAGAAGAAGGCGGUCCAGGAGAGCGUGGUCCUCAAGGUGUAAAUGGAACUCAAGGUUUCCAGGGAUGCCCAGGACAAAGAGGAACUAAGGGAUCCCGUGGAUUCUCUGGAGACAAGGGUGAAGUAGGAGAGAUAGGUCUGGAUGGAAUUGAUGGUGAAGAAGGCAACAGAGGAACACCUGGAUCUGCUGGGGAAAGAGGCAGUGCUGGCCCACGGGGAGAGAAAGGACUAAAAGGACAGAGAGGAGAAAGAGGAGAUUCUGGUUUGAGGGGAGAUCCGGGAGAGCCUGGAACAGACGCUACCCAGAGAGGAGCAAGAGGAAAUAAAGGAGAAGCUGGCUCUGUGGGAGAACCAGGAGGAGAUGGUGCUGCAGGGCCACCAGGGGGUCCAGGAAAACAAGGACCAGUGGGUCGAAGAGGACCCCCAGGAAUCAAAGGUAACAAAGGAGCUGCUGGUCCCCCAGGUGGUGUAGGAGAGCAGGGCUUGCGUGGGUCCCAGGGUCCUCCAGGGCAGAUAGGUGCUCCAGGCACAAGAGGGGAGCAGGGCAGUCCUGGACCAAGAGGACCCGGUGGUACUCCUGGAUCUGCUGGAGAUCGUGGCAGAGCUGGUCCACUUGGGCGCAAGGGUGAGCCUGGUGAUCGUGGAGCUAAAGGUAGUGAUGGACCCACAGGGCCACGUGGAGAGACAGGAGAAGAUGGACGCGAUGGAGCUGGAAAUCCUGGACUCAAGGGCAGAAAAGGUGAAACUGGAUUCCCAGGAUACCCAGGGUCAAAGGGAGAUCCUGGAGACAAAGGGUCAGAAGGAGAUCUUGGACCUAAAGGGAACAGAGGUCGUAGAGGGAAUGCUGGAGAUCCUGGCACUGUUGGUGGAAGAGGAGAUCCAGGAUAUCCAGGGGCAGCUGGACUGAAGGGAAACAGAGGAGGAGGCCGAGAUCAAUGUGCUCUUGUGCAGAACAUUAGGAACAAGUGUCCUUGCUGUUAUGGUGCCAAGGAGUGUCCAGUGUUUCCCACUGAUCUGGCAUUCGUAGUAGAUACCUCAUCUGAUGUAAACCGUAAUGCCUUUAACAACAUGAAGGAAGCUGUUUUAAGGGUGGUGAAUGAACUGGCCAUUACUGAAAGCAACUGCCCCAGAGGAGCUCGAGUGGCCCUGCUUACAUAUAACAGUGAUGUUACAACAGAGAUCCGCUUCUCAGAUGCUCUGCGCAAGCCAGCUCUGCUCCAAGAAAUAAGAAAUUUGCAGCCCAAACAAACAAGCAAACAGCGUAGCUUGGAGAGCGCUAUGGCUUUUGUGGCACGGAACACAUUUAAGAGAGCAAGAGGAGGGUUUCUCCUUAGAAAAGUGGCAGUGUUUUUCAGUAAUGGACAAACCAAAGCCUCCCAGCAACUCAAUGAGGCAGUGCUUAAGCUGUAUGAUGCAGGAGUGUCAUCUGUCUUCCUCACUAAUAGGGAAGACAGGGUAUUGUCUAAUGCUCUGCAGGUUAACAACACAGCUGUGGGUCAGGCUAUUGUUCUCAGUACAGGUGCUGCUCAGUUUAAUGAAACCAUUCGCAAAGUUUUGUCCUGCCAUGUAUGUCUAGAUAUAUGUGAACCAGACCGUACAUGUGGGAGCAGCAUUGGUACACCAAGAGGAGAUUUCCGUCUGCGCCGUUCAACUACCACUGAUGAAGACAUUGACCUUGUUUUCCUCCUUGACAGCUCAGACUCCACCACUGCUGCCCAGUUUGCAGAGAUUAAAAACUUUUUGUACUAUGUCGUCAGGGAACUGGAACUUAGCCCAGAACCUAAGACCUCUUCCCAUCAUGCCCGUAUUGCUGUGGUCCAGCAUGCCCCUUAUGAGUACCAAAAUAAUGCCAGCACCUCCCCUGUACAAGUAGAUGUUGGGUUGACAGAAUACGGUUCCCCUCUUCAAUUGCAUGACUUCAUUCUAAAUAAGAUGACUCAACUGUAUGGUGCAAGGUCACUUAGCAGUGCUAUCCAGUAUACUGUAGAUCAUGUAUUUGGAACAGCACCAUAUCCUAGGGAAAUGAAAGUAAUUUUCCUAAUCCUGACUGGAGAAGUGAAGGCCUCAGAACUCAAACAGCUUUAUAGAACAGUAACUGAGGCUAAGUGCAAGGGUAUAUUCUUUGUGGUUCUUACUGUUGGAAAGAAAGUAAAUGUGGGCCAAUUGAUUACCUUGGCCAGUGAACCUCAAGAUGUCUUCUUUAAGAAGGCAAGCAACCCAUCCGAGCUGCUUGAGAAGAACCUACUGCGAUUUGCAUUACAGCUACCAGGAUUCAUCAGCAGUGCAAACACUUACCAACUCUCUCCAGAAAUCGAGGAGCAGUGUGCCUUGUUCCAGUAUGAGCGAUUGCUGAGGUUACCCCAAAAUGAGAACUACAAAGAGAUAGUAACUGCUUAUGAAACAACAGAUGAGAUUGUGUCCAGUCCUCAAACUGAAGUGGAACCAGUCCCUAUGACCACAGGCACACCUACAGAUCCAUCCAUUUCAUCACCAGUCCCAGAGGUACCACAGGCUGAUUUGAAAGUGCUUGAUGUGACAGAAAACAGUGCACGGCUACGGUGGACCAACACAUUUCCCCAACAACCUCACCUCUAUGACCUUAGUGUCACCUCACUUGCUGACCAAGUUCUAGUUGUCAAACAAAAUGUCACCGGGACUGAAAGAGUCAUUGGAGGGCUACAGAGUGGACAACAAUAUAAGGUCACAAUCAUAGGCCACCAUCCGGCACAUGGCCAGGUCACUUACCAUGCAAUAUUUACCACCAGUAAAUCUCAACAAAAGCCAGCAGCUGUGUCCAGUAUAAAUAUGCCAAUGAACACAGAACCUCUGAACACUCCAGAAAUUGAUCCUUGUGGGCUAGACCUGGACAUGGGCACUCAGUGCAAGGACAUUCAGGUUAAGUGGUUCUUUGACAAGACAAACAAGAUUUGCACCCAGGUUUGGUAUGGAGGGUGUGGUGGUAAUGCCAAUAGAUUUGACACUGAAGCUGAAUGCUUGAGCAGGUGUCUUAAGACAACAGGUGAGAAGAAUGUCCAAGUCUCAGCCCUUGAAGGAAAGUCACUGCCAGGCUCUCUGGUCUGUAACUUGCCAAAGGAGGACGGAACCUGUAGGGACUUUACCCUGAUGUGGUACUAUGACCCACAAACCAAGAGCUGUACCCGGUUUUGGUAUGGAGGCUGCGGUGGAAAUGACAAUCGGUUCAAGACACAAAAAGAAUGUGAAAAUACUUGUAUUCCAGUGUCUAUGAACGCUGGUGUGGUCUCUGCUAUCGGAACAUAAGGAGAUCCCCUGUACUUACCUCUCAGGGGACACAGCCCAGGACGCACUGCCCUCUCCUUCACCUUGUGUCCCAGCAGCCUGAACCCCUGCGGGAUGAGAGGGGAAUUACACAGUUUAUCAAUAUGGUGCUAAUAUUUCUAUGGACUUGGUGCUUACUGUGGCCUGGUGUCCUAAACACUUUCACUGCUGGAAAGAGCUCUGCUACAUUGCCCAUCAUAUCAUCCUUUGCACUCUGCAGCCUUGAAAGGGUUACUUGGCAGUCCGUAUGCUCAGUAACAACUGUCAAAGGCUAAUACAUGUCAGUUAUUUUUUAUAGUUCCAAACUCAAUUUGUUAAUAUUUUUUGCCACUAGACUACCUUGUAUUUCUCACCUAUAUUGUUCCCUAUCAAAGCCUGUCAUCACUGACAUGUAAAGCACAGGACCAGCAAUGAAUGAUUUAACUAAAAUAUAUAUAUAUAAAAAUAUAUAUACAUAUCCAGCAUAUCCAAAGCACAAUCCCUUCCACUGUCCACAUAUUGCACACACCUACAGAUCCUUCAUGAUGUGUAUACCUUUCCCUUGGAGAUGAAGAUUAAAAGCCCCCUGUUGCUAGAUAUAUAUUUUGCAGCCUACUCUGGCAGUGAAAGGUUCAAACUCUAGGUUUUACCACUUAUUAAGUAGUGAGUUUAUUCUACAGCAACAAAGCAACCCUUGCUGCUGUAACGGAAUGCCGGGGAUGAACAGUGCAAAAUCACUGCAGCAUUCAUUUUGACGAUUUUGUUUUUUGUUUUGUUUUGGGGUUUUGCUGGGUGUUAUUUUUUUUGUUUAAUUUGAGGUUUUUGGAGGGGUGAGACUAAAAAUGAGGCCUUCAUGAUAUUGUUUUUGUUUUUUUAAGACCAAAAGAUUUUACAAAAAAGUUUGAAUAAAGGCUCAAGAGGUGUCCAA